ACCCUGGCUCUGAGACGAGCUGGGGUGGUUUAGAGGCUCUUCGGUUGCAGGGCGGUGUUUUUUCCAGCCCUGCUCAGGUUCAUAACCACCCGGUCACGCUCGGACGCUGUGGUCUCCGGAGCUGAGGGUCAGUGGAGAAGCAUGGCGGUCUCUGUCUCUCCGUUAAGGUCGUUUGCUCGGGCGGUGAGCAUGCAGAUGAAGAACCACCGGAGACCACCGGGGCACACCGGGCAGCGGCAGAGCGGGGCUGUGUGGAGGAUCACACCGGCUCAUGCUAAAACGACUGCAUUCCUGACUGCACUAUCUUAUCUGGGAUAUGAAGCACACAAGAAGGUGACUUGUGCAGCUGUGGUCUUUGCACGUGACAAAGCUGAAGAGGUUGUAGAGCAAGCUGAUUACUUAUACAGCUGCGGAGAGACAGAGAAGCUUUACCAGCUGCUGCUUCAGUACAAGGAGAGUGAUGAUGCUGAAUUCCUGUGGAGGCUGGCACGGGCUUCACGUGACCUCGCUUUGCUGGCCAACAUUGCUGCUGACCAGAAAAAAAGGCUCACCUAUGAGGCCUUCGACUACGCCAAAAAAGCACUAGAGAAAAAUGAAGCCUGCUUUGCUGCACACAAAUGGUAUGCCAUCUGCCUGAGUGAUGUAGGUGAUUAUGAAGGGAUCAAGGUUAAAAUAGGAAAUUCUUACAUUAUUAAGGACCAUUUGCAGAGAGCUAUAGACCUCAAUCCUAAAGAUGCAACAUCGAUCCACAUCUUGGGUUAUUGGUGUUUUGCCUUCGCAGAGCUGCCGUGGUACCAACGUAAAGUUGCAGCAGUUAUUUUUGCAUCACCACCCACUGCAACUUAUGAGGAGGCUUUGGCUUAUUUCCUGAAAGCUGAGGAAGUUGACCCAAAUUUCUAUAGCAAGAAUCUUCUGAUGCUUGGGAAGACUUACAUGAUGCUUAAGGACCAGGAGAAGGCUGUUCUUUGGCUGAACAAAGCACGAGACUAUCCUGCCAUAACAGAGGAGGACAAACAGGUUCACACAGAAGCACUUAACCUUCUCAAGAAACUCAGUGGCUGAUGGAAGGAUUUAUCUUCAGGAUCCAGAUCUAACACAGACCUGAAUAUAAUGCCUUCUAUAUAUUUUUUUUUUCAAUUUGUAUAAAUCUGUUAUUUUGAUUGUAACAGCCUUAAAAGGAACAAGUCAUUUUCCUUGCUUUUGAGGUUAAAAUAAUAAAGUGUACAUAGUUUUAACUACACUGACUGGGAUCUAAGAGUGCCUUAUACUUUGUAUUUGGAGAUGGCAGAGUUUGACAUUCUUUUAAAAAACUUUAACAUUUUGAUUGGAGAAAGCUCACCUUUGAGACUGGUGGUCAGUAUUUGAAACAAACUCAAAUUCAAUGUAAAGAUGGUCAUAUACAUUUAUUAAAUAUGGUUCUCUCCACAGGCAAGAUCCAACCAAUAACCCCCUUCCCUCCCAACAGAAAAAAAGAAAAUAAAAACAGCCAAUAUGCCCCA
Molecule: messenger RNA, 1499 nt
Organism: Pygocentrus nattereri (red-bellied piranha)
Lineage: Eukaryota; Metazoa; Chordata; Actinopteri; Characiformes; Serrasalmidae
Gene: rmdn1
Product: regulator of microtubule dynamics 1
Exons: 10
Coding region: 142-1062 (306 amino acids)
Cellular component (GO): mitotic spindle pole; spindle microtubule; cytoplasm
Molecular function (GO): microtubule binding
Source: RefSeq, a predicted model, not a curated record